Erinaceus europaeus (western European hedgehog) is the source of this 2093-nucleotide messenger RNA. Its product is annotated as histone H1.0. Bases 256 to 840 code for a protein of 194 amino acids. The record is from RefSeq and is a predicted model, not a curated record. Gene Ontology annotation, biological process: chromosome condensation; negative regulation of DNA recombination; nucleosome assembly. Gene Ontology annotation, molecular function: nucleosomal DNA binding; structural constituent of chromatin; double-stranded DNA binding. The transcript has a single exon. NCBI's taxonomy places the organism in Eukaryota, Metazoa, Chordata, Mammalia, Eulipotyphla, Erinaceidae. Gene Ontology annotation, cellular component: nucleosome; nucleus.
CAGGGAAAAGGGAGGCACAGGAGGAGGCGGAGGCGGAGGCUGAGCCAGGCGCCGACACCGACACCGACCCACAGAGCCGCGGGGCAGGGCCACGCAACCCGGCCCAGCGAGUCCGCCCGCGACCGCAGCCAAGUCCUCGAGAGCCGGGCCGAGCCUCAGCCCCGCCAGGCAGGGGCGCCCGAGCAGCUCCCGGGCCCCGCUUCGCUCCCUCUUUCCCCGGCCGGCGCCUUCUGCGGCGGGAGCCGGCGGACCACCAUGACCGAGAACUCCACAUCCACCCCUGCGGCCAAGCCCAAGCGGGCCAAGGCCUCCAAGAAGUCCACAGACCACCCCAAGUACUCAGACAUGAUCGUGGCUGCCAUCCAGGCAGAGAAGAACCGGGCUGGCUCCUCGCGCCAGUCCAUCCAGAAGUACAUCAAGAGCCACUACAAGGUGGGUGAGAACGCCGACUCCCAGAUCAAGUUGUCCAUCAAGCGCCUGGUCACCACCGGGGUCCUCAAGCAGACCAAAGGCGUGGGGGCCUCGGGCUCCUUCCGGCUGGCGAAGAGCGAUGAACCCAAGAGGUCGGUGGCCUUCAAGAAGACCAAGAAGGAAGUCAAGAAGGUGGCCACACCAAAGAAGGCGGCCAGACCCAAGAAAGCGGCCUCCAAAGCCCCCAGCAAGAAACCCAAAGCCACCCCAGUCAAGAAGGCCAAGAAGAAGCCAGCUGCCACGCCCAAGAAAGCCAAAAAGCCCAAGACUGUCAAAGCCAAACCAGUCAAGGCGUCCAAGCCCAAGAAGGCCAAGCCAGUGAAGCCCAAAGCCAAGUCCAGUGCCAAGAGGGCCGGCAAGAAGAAGUGACAGCGAAGUUUCUCUGGUGGACCUUCCCGCCUGCCUCCCACUUUCUGUAAAUACUUUUCCUCCUUCCCUCUCCGACUCUCUCCUGCAACCCCUGUGCCCCUUUCUUGCCUGACUUUCCAAGAGACGGGACGUGGAAUCCUCGCAAUUACGGAGAAUGAGUUCUUUCCUUAACCAGCUGUGCAAGGGCCGCAAGUCUCAUCUCUGUACUGAUGAGAACGUACUUUUUUUGUUGUUGUUUAUUAAGAUACUUAGGGGCUUAGAUAUUUGAGUGGGUUCGUGUCUUUAGUUGGGAUUGUUGGCGCUGAAGGUAAAAGAGGAGUAAGGGCGGGACGAAGGCAGCUUGUUCUGGCUACAGGAGAGGGAGCCUGGACAUUUUAAGAUCUGGAGGGAGUGUCUUUAGAGCCGGCAAGCUUCCUUUAAACUGGGCAAACACCCCUUUGGAAAGUUUCAGAACCGUGGUGGGGAGCAGAGGAGGUGGCAGCAAGCUGCAUCGCCAGGAAGGAAGGUGGAGGGGAAAAGGCCUCGUGGCGCAGGUCCAGCUCCCGCGGUGAGCCGCGUGGGUUCAGGUCCAGUUGCCACCGCGCAGCACUUGAGCUGCCGCCGCGGCUUCCCUGCGGUCCUGGGGGAGGGCGCUGGGUCCGAGUGACGGCCGGUCGGAGGAGGGGUGGGGUUAGGGGUUUGUGGCUUCGGAAAGCCUCCUCUUAUCUUAAUCGGGAAUGGAAACUUUGGAAGAAGGGUGGGAAGUCAGUCAAGUGCCUCAAUGCGCCCUGUUGAAACGUGGGUUUUUUCCACACUCGGAGAACUUUUUUUUUCACCCCCGAGUUUGGUUCCUCCUGUACUAGCGGUGGCUUUGCUUGGUGAUCUGGUGAGACUCCACGCCCGCCACGCAAAGGAAAAGCCUGCCGACCUCUUCCGAGUGCUUUUUAUAAGUAGUUGUAGCUGGGGGAGGGGAGGGGUGGCCCGUAAGACUGACAGCAGUAGUUUUUGAAUUGCUAAGUAGUUUCGCAGAGCUAGGUCUGUGUCUCUGUGUGUAUAUGUACAUAGACAUGUCUAGGGCUCGUCCUUAAAUUCCACACCCGGGAGCUGGGAGAAAAAACCUGUACAGUCGUCUUCCUCUUAUUUUUAAUAAAAUAGGAAAGCGCGCAGUUGCGCUCCCCCCCUUCCUGUUUGUUUGACAAUUGUUAUUUGUGUCGGGAAGAACUUGCUGUCUUUGUAAUUUUAAAAACUUUAAAAUAAAAUCAAAAAAGGAAAAA